GUUUGAAUAGUUUGAAUAUGUGAGGUAGAGGUAGAGAGGUAGACUCAUUUGUAGCGAUGGCUUCGUCAAUGAGUCGAAAACUGGGGAAGUCGCUUCUGCAGCUGUUCAGCGUUUGGUACAUAGAAUGCCUGCUGCAAGCAUUCGUACCAGGGGCACUCGUGAAUGCAAGGCAGCUUGCACAAACACGGUUGGCAGCUGAACCCAAGAAACGACAGUUGCCUCCGUUGACAAGUCCCGCAAAUCCUGAAGAACACGUCUUCAUUCCCUUGGAAGGUUAUGGACAGAAGAUAGAGGAUUUGUUUGAAGAACAGGAGUUUGUGUUCGUUCGUGGAGGUGUUGCCGUGGGCAAAAGCACCAUGGCGAUUCAUUUGGCACGGCAGUUCCCAGAGACAUUUGUUUGCGUUCCCUUCGCCAGCGCUGCACAAGAGACAUGGAUUGCAAACAUCAAUGAGGCAGUCCGUAGCGCAACAGGAACUGCAAAACUGCAAGAGACAUCGCCUUUACUUUGCUUGCAAACUGCUCUCCAGUUAGCAGCUGACAACAAACUCAUUUUGGUGUUGGAUGAAGCGCAUACAAUUUUUUCGUUACCACGACUUUGCGAAUCUCUCUUCAAGAGUGCAAGACACCCCAAGUUGCUCUUGUUUUCGGCAUCAGGGGAGGGAAAGAGGAGCGGCGACGUCACGCCUUCCGAGAUCAAACAGAAGUUCUUUUGGACUCCUCCUGUCCCUGAAACAGAUGCUCUUGAUGAUCUUGUCACAGAGUUGAAAGAGGCAGAUGUGCAACUGUGCACUGAAAGUGUGGCUUUCUUUCUCAAAUUUUGCGGCGGCCACAGAUCAAUUUUUGUUGCUGCUAUGAUGUGGGUCAAAAAGAUGCAAGGUGGAACUUCUUGGGCAUUUAGUCAAACAGUCGCAAAAGUUCGAGACAGCAUUGGGCAGGGAAGUUGGGCAACUGGCACGAUCUUGGGUGCACUUGCUGAAUCACGAGGAGUGAAGGUGAAUGGAGAUUACAGUGACCUUGACGUAGUGCCAAAAGAAUUCAUUCGACUUCUCUGUGAAGGUCAAGGUAAUCUUUCUGAUUUGUCGAUGCGGCGUGAGUUGACCAUCCAGGGAUUUGUCAUCCCUGUCACGGAAGGUAAUGCUGAGUUCCAUCAGCUGGACUGGGCAAAACCAGAUGCCACGUAUGCUGUUGCCAAUCCAAUUCUGGCCUCCUACUACAGGCAUCAAUUAGAGAGCUUUCGUGGAUUGAAAGUGAAGGUGAAGGAUGAACACUUUGUGCCCGUCAAUUGUAUGGAUUUGUUGAUUCGCGCAAUGCCAUACCUGACUUUUGCGCAGGUGGUCUCCUUUGCUGUAGACCUUGAAUCGAAUUCCUCCCUUUCUGUGUCAGACUUGCCGUAUGAAGAUCAAUACACUGGUGCCAUCACACAUGCUCUGCAGAGAUUGGGGUAUAAAGCUUCUGCACCUUUGAACCCACGCAAUGGCAAAGUUGAUGUGCUUGUGAAGAUUGAGCAGACAGCUUUCAGCUUGGAAUGCAUCAUGGCAAAAAGAGGCGAACAAAGCCACAAUGAGCAUCGCAAUCGCUUUGACAAUGAAAACCUGACAAACUACUUCAAUGCUGACCACAAGGCACUCCUCACGAUCGGAAGUGUAGAGACUGUGCGUGAACGAGUCAGGAAUACAAGGGCUGAUGGUGUGGAGAUCAUCGGUUUGAUGCCAAACAUCGCGCACACUGGUUACCACGUUCUGUACCGAGGUGCCGCUGAGGGUACAGAUUUGGUGGAGUACUAUGUCGAGUGCGACCUCGUAGCACGUGCGUUGGAAAGGAAUGAUCGAAUCCGCUGCAUCCAGAAGAUGUCGCACAUCAACCCACCACGUUUAGACCAAGCCUUUGGAACCAAAGUCGUUUGGGUGAGGCAAUUGCAGAAGGAUGGCACUGUCUUGCAGGACGACAAUGACGACUUGAAGUUUGUCGGCAACGCUUUCCAGAUUGACCCUGCGCCUUCAAACAUCGACUAUUUGAAGAAGGCAAUCAAGAAGGAGGAGGAACUAUCCAUUGCGCCUUCCAAAAUUGAUAUUUUUAGCCAACAGGAUGGAAGUUGGAUUAGAGAAGAAAAGAUGUCGGCAAGCCUUCGCGACACGGAUGAGACAGAUUGCUAUGGCUUCACAUUGCCAUCAGCGUGAGUGCUUUUCUCAGCAGCGUUACGCCUAGCGUUCCACUUGUUUUGCCCUUCUGUGGCUGAGGUGAAACCAAUUGAGAUCAAGGGUUCCCAAUAGUUUCACCGAAUUCCAUCUUUGGAGUAAAUGUAGAGUGGAUGUCGCUGUGGCAUGACCGUGCAUCACUCACAAGAUAUGAGACUUGACACUGCGUUGACACUCUUGUCCAGCAGGUUGUGCACACGGCGGGUGAAGAAACAGUGAACCAAGAAGCUGUUCAAGAUACGUUUCACUCGGGCAAUGUAUACGCCCAAGCACAGCCACGAAUCCAACCAUGCAUCGUGAGAAAAGGUAAGUGCUUGAUUUUGAACCGGCUUUCCUGAGAGAAACUUGAAAAGAAAACUGGAGGAAUAUAUAUAUAUAUAUUGAAAAGUCGUGGAAAAGAAGUGGAUAAAGUUUGGUGUGCCUUUGACAGGGUUAAGCAAGAAGGGGGGAAGUAUGACAAAUUUCGCGAAUGAAAUUAAAUAUUACUGUUUUAGGGUGUUCAGACGCCUGGGUGCCACUAGGGUUUCUUUUAAAACAAAGUCAGGUGUUUGGUGGAAGUCUGUGAAAUUCAUUUUACACACUGAGUCAAAAAGGUUCAGAAAGAACGGGAACCAAGCAAGAUGAACAAUGCUCAUGAAAUGAAGGCAGUGGAAUCUUAGUGAAGUACUAAACUUAGGGUCGCAAACGCCAUGGCGGAACACAAGGUGGGAAUGUGGACCAGUUUCAGCUGAUUAACAUCAAACUACAUUGUAC
Molecule: messenger RNA, 2948 nt
Organism: Durusdinium trenchii
Lineage: Eukaryota; Dinophyceae; Suessiales; Symbiodiniaceae
Source: the annotation of a GenBank genome assembly